Penicillium maclennaniae is the source of this 558-nucleotide messenger RNA. RefSeq lists its product as uncharacterized. Bases 1 to 558 code for a protein of 185 amino acids. The record is from RefSeq and is a predicted model, not a curated record. The transcript is spliced from 2 exons. Lineage: Eukaryota; Fungi; Ascomycota; Eurotiomycetes; Eurotiales; Aspergillaceae.
AUGAUAAGAAAGCGUCAGGAACAGGACAGUGUCGGUGCUAACGCUGAUGCAUCACACUCUAAACGCGUAUCCCUGCGACGCGCAAAGUACCCGGUACCCGCCACUCCUCCGCCUCCACAUACAAUCACCAAGUACCAGAUACUGCACGCGCGACACACUCUCGCGUUCAGCCCCUCCCUUGCACCAGCGCGCGACUGUCGAGCCCACCCCGCCCGCCAACGCAUCUGGCUGUUGCUCCAUUGGUACCCAGCCCGGCGGGAGCAGGAUGAAACUCUCGCUCACACUGGAAAGGUUCAGAGUUGCAGCGUGCAGCGUGCAGGUCGCGAGGGCUACGAGGGCCGUGUGCCGGAGGGCUGGAGAAUGUCCGAUGCCCUUCCAAGGUGUAGCAUUCAGGGCUGGCCACCGUGUGCGAGUGAGCCUGAAUGUGAACCUGUCAGCCUUGAGACUCAGAUUCCUUGGAGAGGGAGAUCCUCCCUCUGGCUCGUGGACUGUGCCAUCCCCGUCAUUGCCAUACAUUCCAAAAUGGAAAAGGACCAAACUCCCUGUCGCAAGGUCUAG